GAAAGCUCAGCACCACAUUGUUCUCGCUCUCCCUUUACCUGUCGUCCCAGGGCCACCUCUUUGGCCCGACCGUGUUUCAAGCCACGACGCCCCUCGGCUUAUGAAGAGAGCAGGGCCCACUGCUUUCCUCCUCUAACGCGUGGACCAGCUUGCUCUCUACGUCUUCUGCCACCCACCCCCUACAUCAAUUCGUCUGCACCUCUUCCCUCUUUCUGUCGAAUCCAUGAGCCGUUUGGAACGUAACGCAGCGAUCCCUAACCGAAGCACGGCGAGCCGAAAAACCUCUGCCCCCGCCACUCCGACUCCACGCAUGCACUCAGCAGCUGAGCCCUCGACACGGCGAAGCAAGUCUCGAUCCCCAUCCCGGAGUCGACUUCUCGAUCCAUUCUCAACCUCCCAAACCCCUCCUAUCAACAAUAUCAAGCGUAAGCGGUCGACUGAUUUCGCUAUCAGUCCGUUCGCCAUCCCAACGGAAGCGACUGUCGAUCGGGGUCAGCGAAUCAAGUCCCGGCCCUCGUCAUCAUCUGGCGCGGGCGCUAUCAGCAUCGUUACUCCUCCCAAACAUAUCCACCGCUCCUCCGCACCUUCUUCAUCUACUCUGCGCCCCAGGCCGGAAAGUUCCUCCCGGCCAGAUGUGAAAGGGAAGGGAAGGCAGCACGGACAUGGAUCGGAAGUUGUGCCCUCAAGGCCAGUGACACCUUCGUCGGAGUAUGAUCGGAUGCGGAAGGAUCUGGAGGCGACGAAGAAGUUGGUGCAUGACUACAAGAAGCAGCUGAAAAAGCAGAAUAAGACGGUCGAAGAACUCAAAUUGCAAGUGCAAUCCGAGAUCUCAGCCAGAGAAGAGCGGGAUAGGCAAAUCAUUGACUUGACCUCGAAAGCUCAGAAGAAUGAUGGGCUGAUACAAUCCGUCGAGUCUUCACUGCAAUGUCAGAUUUGUAUUGAGCUGUUCACGCGGCCAUAUCUCCUAACACCUUGCGGUCAUAUGUUUUGUCUUGACUGCCUGCAACAAUGGUUCCGGUCUGCACCCCAGAACGAACACGACGAUCAGAUGGAUCUCGAUCCUGACUACGCCUUGCGACGCCAGAAAAAGUGUCCCUGCUGCCGCGGCCGCAUUACGCGCCGUCCGGUUCCUGUCUUCGUGAUCAAGAACAUGGUCGGUCUGCUUCGCCCAGAGACAUCCGCGUCCACCAUGAUGGAAGACGUGGAUCCCUGGAAAGGCCUGUUUCCGUCGCUGCAAUUGAUGUGCUUUUCCGACGAAGACAACGAUGAAGAUGAAGAAGAUGACGAAAACGGAUCCGAUGCAAGCUCCAUAGAGGGACCAUAUUAUGGGCCCGCCAGUGCAGAUUCUAUCGAUCCUUACGAGCUGGUUUGGAUGGAUGACAAUCGGAUGUAUGAGAGCGGGACGGACAGCGAGAAUGUGUCGGCUUCCGAAGAAGAGCAAGGCGAAAUCGAUUCAGACGAGUACUCUGAUCAAGAUGUCGCGUAUGAUUUCCCUCGCUGGGAGCCGCCAUCACGAGUAGUCCCGUUCAACAAUGCCCGGAGUGCUAUGUGGAAGAUGCUUCGUCGGGGAUGUUCCCCCGCGCUAGUGACCAUGUUUGGGAUGAGCUAUUCGCACGAGGAUGGGCUGGUUGCACAUGUCUCUUCUCUCGAUCCCGAUGACCCGCACCUUGGGCUCGGCCGACACAGCCUAUAUCUCGGAUGGAACGUGUCAUUGCCGCCGUCACACAUUGAAGGCGACGCCGAGCACACCUUCAUCCGGGAUCAACUGCGUGAUCUGCAGACUCAUCCGGUGCGGUGGAUUGUGUCAGAGCGCUUUGGAUUUGGUUUACUUGCCGGAGGUAUCGAUGCUCGGAAGCUCGUCGUUGUUGAUGAGGAUGUCGACGUCUACGACACAUCCGACUCUGAAGCGUACAGCAAUGGAAUCAACUUUGUAUAAGGAGAGACGUGGACCUGGAUAUUACUUUGAUUCCUCCUUUGGGCACCGUAAAUAGUCGGUAUAUAUCAUUUCUGCAUCUAAUAGACCCCUGCACAUAUUGUUUCCUCGGUCACUGCCGACGAUCAUCAAAAUUUUACACACUGAAUGUUGUCGACUAUUUGCGCAUUUGUCGAUCCAUGUAACUUGUGGCCGAUUUUUUCUCAGAACUUUUUUUUCUUCGCCAUCGCCAUUAUCUAGUUGUGCGAGAAGCACCACUUGGAGCGUUUCGACAGGAGGAAACGCGCCGAUGGCAUUGGUGGCAUGCCAAAAUGGUCAUUCAUCCGCAUUCACCUGCUCCGUUUGUCCUGUGCGUUUCACUAUCACUCCGGAUAAGAGGCACGAUCUUGACUGGAAGACUCGGAUUUGCUCUAGUCUGGUCUUGCGUCCUCUUCAUCGACGCCGCAGCUGCCGGCGCCCUCUCUUCCUCCUCCCCUAUUUCACUUCAAUGUGCGCGGUGAAAUUGUCUCAAACACGAUAAUUGGAACGAGCUCUGUACCUGUACCUGACAAGUCGCGUCAGCAGAUCGAAAGUUCAUAGGGCCCAAUCGCGCCUGGAUAUAUCCACUGAAGGACGAUCUACCCCCGCAUCGUUCGUUGCCUUCCUGCUGUCCUCUAUCUUUUUCUCUAUCCCCAACCUGAUACCAUUUCGUUGACUGGGGUGCUGCUUUGCACAGGCUCAGACUAAGCCGGCCUCAAUCGACCCUGUUCCUCCAUCGACCGAAGACGAAGAUCUGGACUGGGGACUGGAUAUGGAGCUGAGAUAUCCUGAUGACGAGCCCUCUGUAGUGACCACACCGAUACAACCUCUCCCUGUGCUUCCCAGAGAGCAAUAUUCACAUCCUGCCUCGUCCCGGAUCCCUGCAGUAACACAGCCGAGUCUUCCUCGCAAACGCGGUCGACCUCCAUACCCCAUCAACGCCGCUGGUUACCGGAUUCCUCCCGCGGUCCAAUACCGCCAUGCGCCUAAAUCCGCACCUAUACCCGGCCCUUCGAGCGAGAGACCAUCCGGGAACUAUUAUCGUACCAAGGCAAUGGAGGGUGGUGUUGGCCCUCGGCCAGCUCAAAGGCCAACAGGGAAGAUAUUUGUCCCUGGGUUUGGUGCGAGGCCUCCACCACCGGGUUUGCAGCCGGUAGCAAUGCUCGCGGUCGCCGGCAAGUCGCGUUUGACGUGCUUGUCGAUAGGGUGCGAGAACACGGUCACGGUUAAAGGCAAGCGUUGUCUGGGCUGCGUUCGAGGGAGCUGGAUGGGAAUGCAGGAGAAGCACCAGGCUGAACGGGAAGCCAGAGUUGAAGCGGAGAGUCAAGCCCGGGUCGUCGCGUUAAAGGAGGACAAGACAUGCGAGGCAAGACGGGCUGCGACAGCUGGGAAGCCCGGGGGGACACCACAGAAGAGAGUAACGAUCAGGCUGAAACUCACACCUGUGGGCAAGGCCGGUCCAUCGGGUGAGAUGAUUGUGGAUACCGAUGGGCGGAGGAUCGUUGUUCUCGGUGGGAAGGACGAGAGCAGCGGGAAUCGCCACGAUAACGUCAAGAAGAGCGUUUCUGAAGACACGACGGAUUCCAGGCCUAGCGGAUGGGACAGCGAGUUGUCGGAACUCACGAACUCGGCAGGGGAAACGGACGAUGAAGACAGCCCUCCAACAUCAUCUCUCAAGAUUCGCAUUCCGGGGCUUGCCGCUGCGUCGGAAGCUUCUACCCGGCGCUCAGAGUCCAUGCAGCAAGCGUGCCCUGCUACAGAAUCAGCUCUGACGACGGACACAUGCGCUUCCGUCACAAUACAGUCGAUACUCAAGCCUCCGAAGCCCGCCAAGUUGUCUCUGGCGUCGGACACUUUCAUAGAACCAGCGCGGUUCUGUACCAUCUCUCGUUGUCGAACGCCUCUCCCUCCAUUGUCUGAAUACCGCUGGAAGUGUUGUGAAGCAUGUCGCAAUCAUUACCGCGAAUAUCAAAGACAACGGCUGGGAAAGAUUGCAGCCGGUGCCGCUCACGCUGCUCUCGUUCAAGUCGGCGCUGUGCUCGGCGAUCCAUCGGCCAACCCGGAGGUGACGGAGACAUCGCCGCUUGCUUACCGAGCUCAGAUGGAACAACGGCUAAUAAGAGAAUGGGACGAAGGCCGACGUACGCCAGUUGCUCUACCGAGCGGGAAGAUGACCAGAGAGAGGCCCAGGUGUGCUGCGAUGGCUGGCGCGAGGCAAUGCGCGGGUGUCUAUUGUGAACAUAUCAUUCCUCCGGCGACAGAGUAUGAGUGGGACAAAUGCGGCUUGUGCCGAGUGCGAGAGCAGAGGAAGCUGGUCAAGGAGCGGAAAUCGCAGGUCGUGGAUGCUGCCGAAUACCCGUUAACUCCGUAUCACGUGCCUGGUCGAUGCGUGCAUGCGGAUUGCGGAGUCCUCGUCCCGGCGGAUGCGCUGCCCGAUACUGAAUGCCAGCAGUGUUUGUGGCGGAAACCAUUGUCCGAGCAGAAGAUCACCACCGUGCAGCGUGACAGACCGAAGAAGCAGCUCGUCCACGCUCCUCCAGAGCCACCUGAGCCUGCCAAGAAGCGCAAACGGAUUUCCCCAUAUCCCUUGUACCAAUGCUGCCAGGAUCUCUUGCAAGACUUCGCCGUCCGUUUUCGUGACUUCAUAGGCGCCCAGUCUCUCUACUUCAUCGCCCGGACCGCCAAAGAAGCCCCCCAGCUGCCGUCACAAUCCAUGUUUGACUUCAGCGGCGAGUUCUCCGUCGUCGCGCCGCACAUGGAUGUCGUCUCGCGUCGGCAUCUCGUGGAGCAGGCGGUGCAUGCCGUUAAAGACGAGAUCGCUAACGUUAGCGGCAUUGAAUUCGAUCCGACGAGCUGGGUGAGCAUCCUCGGGCCCCCGGGCGGCGUCGUCACCCGAUUCGCCUGCUCGCACCAUGUAGAUAUGCCCAUCAGCGUCCGGUAUUCGGCAGGCCAUCCUUCUGACCCGACUGGGCACAGAACCAGAACGAUGCAAGGCGAGCUCGAGGUGGCAGUUUUGCCGGACGAUACGCACCGGCGGUUCCCGGGCGAGAAGACGAUCGUGCGGUUCCGUCUGGUUGAUUAGUCGCGGAUCUUGCUCGGAUUCAGCUUGAUGUAUCAGUUAUCUACAUAGUGUACCAUUGUCCAUUCGCUGUCGUGUUGGAGAGGAUUUCCUUUUUCGUCCACGA
Molecule: messenger RNA, 5136 nt
Organism: Mycena citricolor
Lineage: Eukaryota; Fungi; Basidiomycota; Agaricomycetes; Agaricales; Mycenaceae
Source: the annotation of a GenBank genome assembly